AUGACACAAGACUUGGCGUUGGCGGCAAAGAUGAACCAGAGUCUAGCGGAAGCACAAGACCAACAACUUCCUUGCCCUCCAAGCCUAUCACCUGCUCCGCUGGUCACCGGUGAUGAUGCUAUCGGUCCCGAUCCUAUUCCCACGCCACCAACCUCUUCUUCUUGCGCCAAUCCCAUUGCCAUAUUGAACAACAACAAGAAGAAGCUCAUAAUUGGUCUUAUUGUGUAUGUCAUAAUUGGCAUUGUCACAUUCUGCACAACAAAUUUCGAGCUCGAAAAAACCUACAAGCUUGUGGAUGCUCUGUACUACAUUGUGGUCACGCUCUGCACCAUUGGAUAUGGCGACAUUGUUCCGAGUACCACGCUUGCCAAGUACCUCACCUGUUUCUUCAUCUUGCUCGGUUUCGGGUUCUUCGACAUUCUGCUAAAUGGGUUGGUGGCGUACAUCUGUGACAAAGAAUCAGUCUUGUUGAGGUCCUCGGAUGGGAAGUUCAAGAACAUGUUCCAGACGUAUAUGGUGGAUAAAGAGAAAGGAAGAAGCAAGAUUGGGUUGGCAUUGGGAAUUGUUAUUGUUUGUAUUGGUAUAGGGACAUUCGCAGUGCAUUUUCUGGAGGGCAUGAGCUGGCCUGAUAGCAUUUACCUCUCUGUUACAUCAGUCACACGACUCUAG
Prunus armeniaca (apricot) is the source of this 669-nucleotide messenger RNA. The record is from the annotation of a GenBank genome assembly. NCBI's taxonomy places the organism in Eukaryota, Viridiplantae, Streptophyta, Magnoliopsida, Rosales, Rosaceae.